AAUCGACUUAUGGAACGCGGCCGCCACUUCAAGCUCAGCAGCUUACCCAAUGUCAGUUUCUGAUACUAGAUAAGAACAUUGACCCCCUUAUCUCAUUGAAGUGAUAAACAUCCGAUUGGACGCAUGGGUCCAUUGCCAACUGUGUGCAUACGAGAAGACGUCUUGGAGUUUUAGGUACAAAAGACACCUGGGGCUCUCCCCACAAUUGCGACCUGCACCUACACCAACCCAUAUCUUUAGAUUAGACCACAUCAUCAUGGCCUCUACAACACCCCAGGCUACAGCGAUGUCCAAAAGGGCGCAGAAUGCGAUCGAUGCCGCCGGCAAGAACAGCGUCAUGUGGGACGUAAUGAGAGACGUCUGGUGCGAGACGACCAACCCAGGCGGGUACGUGAACGUCGGUGUCGCGGAGAACUCGCUGAUGCACGACACUCUGCUGGAAUACCUCAAUCGCAAACUCGAGCUGCCGGCCAAAUACCUCACCUACAACGACGGCGGCAGCGGCUCCGCCCGACUCCGCAACGCCAUGUCCGCCUUCAUCAACCGGCACUUCCACCCUGCUGUCCCCGUAGAGGCCGAUCACCUGGUCGUCACGAACGGAGUUUCGCCGGCCAUCGAACAUGUCGCCUGGGCGUUCACGGACCCAGGAGAGGGGAUCCUCCUCGGCCGGCCAUUCUACGGGACAUUCGUCCCCGAUCUCUCGCUCCGCUUCGGCGCCUCGGUGGUGCAAGUCGCUUUCGACGACUGCGACCCAUUCAGUCUCGACGCCGUCGACAAGUACGAGCAGGCCAUGCUCAAAUUCCACGUCGAAACGGGCCGAAAAGUUAAGGCGCUGAUGCUCUGCCACCCGCACAACCCACUCGGACGGUGCUACCCGCGCCACGUACUGGUGGCGCUGAUGAAGCUGUGCCAGAAGUACCAGAUGCACUUUAUCAGCGACGAGAUCUACGCCCUGUCCGUGUGGAAGAACACCGUCGACCAGACGGCGUCGCCUGUGGCCUUUGAAUCCGCUCUCUCCGUCGACCUCGCCGGUAUUAUCGAUUCGAACCUCGUUCACGUGCUUUGGGGCAUGAGUAAAGACUUUGGCGCCAACGGGCUCCGACUGGGUGUGAUCAUCUCCCAGUUCAACCGGGAUAUGCACGUGGCAAUGGGUGGCGUGUCCCUGUACUCGUACACUUCCGGAACGGCCGACCAUCUGGCGUCGCUGAUGUUCGAGGACGCCGAGUUUACGGACAAGUACAUCGCUGAAAACCAAGAGAAGCUGUCCACGACGUAUACGUAUGCUGCCCGACGUUUGAAGGAAUUGGGAAUUGAGUAUGCACCCGGCUGCAAUGCCGCUUUCUUCCUGUGGGUGAACCUGGGGAAGCGCUUUGUCGAACUACAUCCGGAAGAGAAGGGCAGCGAGGUAGGGGAUAAGGUCAUGCAGCGAUUGCUGCAGAAGAAGGUGUUUCUCGCCAGUGGGGCGUUGUUCGGGUCCGAGAGAGACGGCUGGUUCAGGGUUGUCUUUACGCAUCCAGUGGAGUUCUUGGAGACGGCUUUUGGGAGGAUUGUUGCUGCUUUGGAGUAGCGUAUACUAGAGUUACAAC
Molecule: messenger RNA, 1586 nt
Organism: Aspergillus homomorphus CBS 101889
Lineage: Eukaryota; Fungi; Ascomycota; Eurotiomycetes; Eurotiales; Aspergillaceae
Product: putative aminotransferase
Exons: 1
Coding region: 257-1567 (436 amino acids)
Biological process (GO): amino acid metabolic process; biosynthetic process
Molecular function (GO): transaminase activity; pyridoxal phosphate binding
Source: RefSeq, a predicted model, not a curated record